Phyllostomus hastatus (greater spear-nosed bat) is the source of this 1963-nucleotide messenger RNA. RefSeq names its product serine/threonine kinase 32B (gene STK32B). Gene Ontology annotation, molecular function: G protein-coupled receptor kinase activity; G protein-coupled receptor binding; ATP binding. The transcript is spliced from 13 exons. NCBI's taxonomy places the organism in Eukaryota, Metazoa, Chordata, Mammalia, Chiroptera, Phyllostomidae. Bases 395 to 1957 code for a protein of 520 amino acids. The record is from RefSeq and is a predicted model, not a curated record. Gene Ontology annotation, biological process: protein phosphorylation; regulation of signal transduction; G protein-coupled receptor signaling pathway.
GCUGCAGCUGGUGAAAAGCGCGCUCCGUGGACCCGACACCGUGAGAGAGCCCACGGGUUCCGGGGCGUGCGCGGCGGACCAGAGAGCGCAGCCUGGGGUGCGCCUGGGAGGACGGGGCGCAGAGGACUGGAGAGCGCAGCCCGGGGUGCGCCUGGGAGGAGGGGGACUGGGGAGGAGGGGGCGCGGCGGCCGCCGUCCCCGCCCCUGCGCGGCGCUCGGCCCCCUACCGCUGGGCGCGCGACUGCAGCCCGAGCUGGGCGCUCGCCCCGCACCCCGCGUCCCGCAACCCUCACGGCGCACCCGGCACCCCUCGCUCCGCACCGCGCACGGAGCAUCCGCAUCCCCGCCGCCGGGCAUGUAGCAGCGGCAGCAGCGGCAGUCGCCGCGGCGGAAUAUGGGCGGGAACCACUCCCACCAGCCCGCCGUGUUUGACGAGAACGAGGAAGUCAACUUUGACCAUUUUCAGAUUCUGCGGGCCAUUGGGAAGGGGAGUUUUGGAAAGGUAUGCAUCGUGCAGAAGCGAGACACGAAGAAGAUGUACGCGAUGAAGUACAUGAACAAGCAGAAAUGCAUCGAGAGGGAUGAGGUGCGCAACGUGUUCCGGGAACUGCAGAUCAUGCAGGGGCUGGAGCACCCCUUCCUGGUCAACCUGUGGUACUCCUUCCAGGACGAGGAGGACAUGUUCAUGGUGGCGGACCUGCUGCUGGGCGGGGACCUGCGCUACCACCUGCAGCAGAGCGUGCGCUUCACGGAGGGCGCGGUGAGGCUCUACGUCUGCGAGCUGGCCCUGGCGCUGGACUACCUGCAGCGGCGCCACAUCAUCCACAGAGACAUCAAGCCAGACAACAUCCUCCUGGACGAGCACGGACACGUCCACAUCACGGACUUCAACAUCGCCACGGUCCUGAAGGGGGCAGAGAAGGCGUCUUCCAUGGCCGGGACCAAGCCCUACAUGGCCCCGGAGGUGUUCCAGGUGUGCGUGGACGGAGGCCCCGGGUACUCGUACCCCGUGGACUGGUGGUCCCUGGGCGUCACGGCCUACGAGCUGCUGCGGGGCUGGAGGCCGUACGAGAUCCACUCGGCCACGCCGGUGGACGAGGUCCUGCACCUGUUCAAGGUGGAGCGCGUGCACUACUCCUCCACAUGGGGCACGGGCAUGGUCGCCCUGCUGAAGCAGCUGCUGACCAAGGACCCCGAGAGCCGCCUGUCCAGCCUCGGCGACGUCCAGAGCGCGCCCUACCUGGCCGACGUGAACUGGGACGCAGUGUUCGAGAAGGCGCUGACGCCCAGCUUCGUGCCCCAUAAAGGGAGACUGAACUGCGACCCCACGUUCGAACUGGAAGAAAUGAUCCUCGAGUCCAAGCCGCUGCACAAAAAGAAGAAGAGGUUGGCGAAGAACAGGACCAAAGACGGCGCGAAGGGCAGCUGUCCUCUGAACGGACACCUGCAGCAGCGCCUGGAGACCGUGCGCAAGGAGUUCAUCGUGUUCAACAGAGAGCAGAAGCCCUCCCUGACCCACACCAGGGUCAGAAGCCAUCUCUCCCUCGUCGGGGCUCCUGAGUCACUAGGCUCCACCCCUCGGAAGCGGCGCUCGAAGCUUCAUUUUCUGUUAAACCGGGAGUGCAGGAGUCUGGAGACAGACGGCCGUGCUGGCUCUCAGUACAACCAUAUUUGGGCUGAGGAGGCAGCAGGGGCAGGGCGGCCAGCGCCCGGACAGCGAGGGCCUGGGCGGCCUCCGGGACGGCUGCAACAACACCGCCCUGGGCCCCGCCUGCCCCCGGGGCUGCAGCAGCUGAGCCACCCCCUGGGGCCGCCCAGCGGGCCUACACGCCGACGUCCCCCUCGGUGCCACGACGGGCCCUGCCUCACCCCGGCCACACCGGAUGCAGACGGAGCCCAGGGCCUGGAGCUGGGAAGCCCAGCGUGUGGUCCCAGCGGCCGGAAGGAUUCCCUGUGAGCGACC